Molecule: messenger RNA, 1725 nt
Organism: Exophiala viscosa
Lineage: Eukaryota; Fungi; Ascomycota; Eurotiomycetes; Chaetothyriales; Herpotrichiellaceae
Exons: 2
Coding region: 95-1588 (497 amino acids)
Molecular function (GO): protein binding
Source: RefSeq, a predicted model, not a curated record
UGCCUGCCGCAUGCAUGAUUCAGUGCCCCUACUUAUGAUUCCCCGUCCUCGUUGCCCUCAGCCGAGUUUCCUAGUUGUCUCAUGAUCUCAGGCCAUGGGAAUAUUUGGACGCCACGUCGAUACAGGCGGCAUGGAAAGAGCCUCAACGCCUCUUCCAUCAGAUGCUGUCAUAAAGAUCGAUCAAGAUGCGCCUUUCCUCCGUCUACCUCCAGAGGUAAUCUAUCAGAUUCUGAGCGACCUCCCCUGUCAGUCUUUGGUAUCUGUCUCCAGAACAUGCCGCCAGCUGCGCUCGAUCGCACAGGAAGAUCGACUAUGGUCGAAUUUUCUCCGACCGAACAUCCCCUCGAAGGACUUUCCGGCAGACAGUCCAUACCCAUCCUCUUCAUAUCGCGAUCUCUACAUAACGCAUCACCCAUAUUGGUUUUUACCGCGAAACAAGAUAUGGAUAUCAGACGACCCCCAUGUUGGCAGGAUCAUGAUAUGCAGAUUCGAUCCCAGACGAGGUUGCAUCGAAGGCUAUCGACUGCUAGCGGAGAGGACACAGACUGAUGGGAUCCUGUGGCCGUACAAGCCCACCGUGGUCAUCCACGGCUUUGAGCCUAGAGUUCAUCUCUGGCUUGACGAUCCGAUCCUAAAAAUACCGCACGAGGCUAUACCCUUCAACUCGCGCCAGGGAUGGUGGGAGGCAGAGAUCAGAAUGACCUUGGGCCUGCCCGGCCAUCACACAUCCGCCUCGUUCUUCCUGUGUCGGGAUAUACCAGAAGACCUACAAGAUAGGCGCAUGGAGCUUUGGCCGCCACGGACCAUCCCGAGGAUGCCUCGAGUACGGUCUGCCAGCGUUGACAACUUCAAAGGUUCUGGUCACAAGCCUCAUAAGUAUGAGGAGAUCUCGCAGACGACGUUCAGAAUACGGCAAUGGUCUCAGUUCAGUGUUGGUAUGACGCAUUUUGGCAUACGCAUCGGCGAAGAAGUGAGUACUUGGAGCACCAUCGAUCCAGCUCUGUACACUCCUACGCUCGAGAAACCAUACCAAGGCAUUUUUGUCGGAGACUACGCGGGUCAUGGAUGUGAAUUCCUCUUGGUGAUGCAAACGGAGCGUGCGCCCGAUGCACCAUCUAGACCGGUGAGGAAUUCGCACUUCCGCACACUGAUAGGACUUGCUCAAGGUGACGAGGAGGACGACAGUGAUGAGGACGAUGAGAUGGAAGAGACUCACGAGGUCCCUGCGACUACCGCAGCCAUGGCGAACGAGGAUGAUGGUAUUCAUUGUGGCGCUAUCGAGGCGGUGAAACUGACAGGAGAUCCCAACAUCCCUCGUGGCGAACACACAUUUAUUGCUGAUGACAUUGGACCAAACGGGCUGAUCAGGAUUGCGAACGAACAACCUUUCCGCGGGGCAAGAGUUGUCAAGAGUCGAGGACACGUCGCGCUACGCGGAUUCCAAGAUGAUGAGUUUAUCCCCUCGCAGCUGAUCAUGAUCAACCACAACAAGUUGGCUCAAUACUGGGUUCCCUUCGGACACAUCUCGUUCUAUGAACGAGUUGACAUAGACCGGCUGAUGGAUGACACCUUCCGGCGGCCGCCGUGAAGAGGAAAUAGUGGCAGGAUUGAUGACCGUUUACGUAGCGCUCACGCUGGGGAAGCCUGGAAACAGGUGAUCUUGUAAUUCACUGUUGACAAAGGUCAACAGGACCAUGAUACCAAUCAUGGCCAUCGCGCCCUCCC